GCCACUGGGUGGCACUAUUGCAGGAGGCGAAGAUACUUCAACAACACGUAAAACAGAAGUCGCUCAUUUUAAACCUCGAUUUAAUGCUCCUUGUCUUUUAAAAGUACAGAACAGCAGGGAAUUUCGGAAUACAAAUUGGCAUCGAAUGUGCGGUUUUGGCUACGAAUAUUUCAUUUUGUAUACCAUUUCUAGUGUAUUUUCAGGCAUGAAAACAGGAUGAUGUUUAAUUCAUGCUUGGCCCGUGGCAACUCCGGAGCUGCAGUUUUUAAGACUUUCAUCUGGUCCAACUUGAAGUGCUGUCGGCGACCGAGACAGCAUCACCAGGUCGUUACAUUCAAUGUUUCUGGGUACUGCCAGAGCACCAUAAACUCAAAGCGUAGUUUCAGCCAGGUGCACAGUAAUACAUGUUCGGGGCAGUAUACAUGCCACAGCCUGACUCCUGAUAGGACUCUCUUGAAACUUCAGGGCAAGGACACCAGAGCAUUUCUGCAAGGUCUAAUCACUAACGACGUGGAGAGCUUGACGGGGGAAGAGGGCAGAAAAGCGCUCUACACCCAUAUGCUGAACAUUCAAGGGAGAACUUUAUUUGAUAUUAUUUUAUACAGUUUUGAGGGAAAGCAGGGAGAGGAGUCGGGCAGCCUGUUGCUGGAGUGUGACAGCACAGUAUCAGACUCUCUUCAGAAACAUUUAAAGGUCUAUAAGAUCCGUCGGAAGGUGAUCAUCGAGCCCUGCACGGACCUGUCUCUAUGGGCCGUCCUGCCUUCAGGGCAGCUGGGGGAGAGCAAAACUGCUGUCCCAAAAGUGUCCGGCUCUGACCAGAUACUGGUGUGGGAGCCUGACCCUCGAGCUGCAGCAAUGGGGUGGAGACUCAUUGUGAACAAGCAAGUCAACCCACUGGAGAUCCUACCAGCAAGCCAGCUUGGGGGCCUUGAAGAGUAUCAUAAGCACAGGUAUACAAUAGGGCUGCCUGAAGGUGUAAAGGACCUUCCUCCUGGGGGAGCCCUGCCUCUGGAGUCCAACCUCGUCUACAUGAACGGUAUCAGCUUUGUCAAGGGCUGCUACAUCGGGCAGGAACUAACUGCCAGAACCCACCACACUGGCGUGAUCCGGAAGCGCCUCAUGCCCCAUCCCUGGCUCUCCUCUCCUGUCCUGGUCCCUGAGGGGGCUGCCAUCCUCACUGGAGGCGGGAAGUCUGCCGGGAAACUCCGUACCAGCCUCGGAGGCCAGGGCCUGGCACUCAUCAGACUAGCUCAAGCCAACGAACCCCUUUUUGUUCAAACAUCGGAAAACACUCUUCUGCAGCUCAAGGCUUCAGUGCCAGACUGGUGGCCAAAAUAUGAUAAACAGUAGUGACAUGACAAAAAACGUUAAUAUUUAACAUGUGUGCACACACACACACACACACAUUGCUGUAGCAAACAACUGGCAACAGGGAAAUUCAAGAUAAAUUCAAGAGAAUAUAUUGAACUAUUUUUAAAAGUUGCAUAACUGAUUACUGAUUUCUGUUAUAAAUAUUCAGUAUACAACUUAAUUUGCAGUGAAAUAGGAUUGUUUUAAAAAAGAGCUAAUCUUACCAUGUUACUCCUGUGAUAUACAGUACCUUUUUCAGAUGAAUAAUAAAUUAAUGCUUUAACAUUUAUCAAAGUGCUUAUGUAAGUUUUUUAUGUCCUAUUUUCUUUUGUGUGUUUGUGAAAAUGGGCUGGUUAGGUUCACAUUUUAAAAACGCUUGAUUCAGAAUUUUGAAGCCGUGGAUUUGCAAUUGAACCUAUUUAUGUUUGGUUUUGGUCUUUAUUGAAACACAAAAGCAUUAAACCUCCUGCAUGUCAUUCAUUUGGUUACUGUAAUGAAGGAAGUUAGGGGGUGCAUUUACUUUGUAACAUUUUGGAAGUACAGUCUAAACCCAUUGCUUUAGCUCAUUCAAAAGAGGUACCAAGCAAGGUUAUUUGUCAUGCUUUUGAAUUCGUGGUGAACUGCUUUUGGCUAUACGAAAUAUAAUCUAAACAUUGCCAAAAUAAUAUUGCAUGAAUUA
This is a messenger RNA of Acipenser ruthenus (sterlet), 2029 nucleotides long. It is a transcript of the gene iba57, whose product is annotated as iron-sulfur cluster assembly factor IBA57. The record is from RefSeq and is a predicted model, not a curated record. Gene Ontology annotation, cellular component: mitochondrial matrix. Gene Ontology annotation, molecular function: protein binding. The transcript has 4 exons. NCBI's taxonomy places the organism in Eukaryota, Metazoa, Chordata, Actinopteri, Acipenseriformes, Acipenseridae. The coding region runs from base 217 to 1350 and encodes 377 amino acids.